AUCCCUCUCGUCAAUCGCGCCGUCAUCGUUUGUGAUUUCUGGAAUUCAUCAGCGAGCAGCAUGCUUUGAGUCGAUCGCCGUGGCCCGUGCUGUCUAGUUUCUGUUCAGAGGCCGCCGUGUCGAUCUAGUCUGUGAUCGAAACAGCCGAGGAUUCUCUCGAUUUCCGUAGCUGAAUCCGUAGCUGGACGUUUUUUGUGUUCAUGAAGUUCUGUGGGGGGAUUGUAGGUCGGGCCGGUCACGAUGGAGCCGCGGGACGAGCAAGUUCGGGGAUGCCGGGAGAUUCUGGAGAUCAUCAGCUUGAUGUCCUUUGCGAAUUUGAGCGAGGAGCAAGUGCACAAGCUGGUGACGAUGAGAGAAAUCGCGCGACAGGUCGUCGGCGGUCAAUUCCAGGGGGUGGUCACAUGCAAGGAAACUCUAGAUAUCAUAAGUAGGAUGUCGCACGAGGGCUUAGAUGAUCAUAGAGUUCAGUUGAUGUCGAGGAUUAAGGACAUCGCUGGUGCCAUUGCUGAUAGAAAAGUGGACGCUGGCAGUGCUUGGCAUUAUGAAUUUGCUGAAAGAUUUAACGAGACUGAUGAUGCGGGGAUCAGUGAGAGCAUGAUGGACUGUGCAAUGCAAACGAACCAUGAGGAUGUUCACAUUCUGAAUAUGGAAGGACAGGUGUUCGUGGACGAACUAAUGGGGAUCGCAGUGAAGAAUGAGGAGUAUUUUAUGGGUGGAGAAUUGGUAGAACAAAAUGAUAAUGUGGAACUUCUAUCACAGUCAAUGUCUUGUGCCUCGAUAUCUUGGCCUCAAAAUGAUGAAGUAACUUUGGAUUGGGUUGAAGAUUUGAUGUUAGCACUAAAGAGAUCUUCAUGGGAAGGUGUCCCCUCAGACUUUCAAUUUGUUAUGCCUGUCGGUGUGGUCGACAAAUUGAUCGAUUCAGCCGACAACAUUCUAAGUCAAGAACCAAACUGCGUGAUUAUUAAUUGCUCUGUAGAGGAUUCAAGAGUGGUUGUAAUUGGUGAUAUUGAGGGACAGUACCACGACUUAUUGUCUCUCAUGUAUGACCAUGUCGGUCUGCCUUCGGAGAAACUAUUCUUUGUUUUCAACGGUAAUUAUGUCGGUAAAGAGCCAUGGGGUUUGGAAGUACUUCUCGUGUUGUUGGCCUGGAAGAUAGUAAUGCCUAGUAGAGUCUGUCUGCUCCGUGGCAAUCAUGAAACAAAGUCUUUCUCAUCAUCCUGUGGCUUUAAGGACGAGGUGCUGACCAAAUAUGGUGAUCAAGGUGACUAUGUCUAUAAGAAGUUUUUGGGAUGUUUCAAAAACCUUCCCUUGGCCUCGAUAAUAAGCAAUAGUGUAUAUACUACCCAUGGAGGGCUAUUCCGAAGCACACGAGUUCUUUCUUCCAAGUCGAUCAAAGGAUUGAUGACGGUUGGUUCUUUGGAUGAACUUUCUAGAGUUAAUAGAUACACUAUAGACACUCUAGAUGAUGAUCAUAUCCAUGGAGGCUCUCUAAUCUUGAACGACGUGCUCUGCUCAGACCCAUCAUCUGUUGAAGGUCUUAGGGAAAAAAGAGUACGCCAAGCAGGUCUAUGGUGGGGCCCUGAUUGCACAGAGACUUUUCUGAGCCAGUCUAAGUUGAAGUUCAUUAUUAGAUCACACGAAGGGCCUGGAAAAAGGGCUUGUCGAAAAGUUUUAGAAGCACUGUCCAAAGGAUACAGUGAGGAUCACAGUGGACUAUCAGGGAAGCUAUUUACUCUGUUCAGUGCUCCAGAAUAUACGCAGUUUCCUGAAGAGAUGGGAAUAAAUGAAGGAGCAUAUGCUAUCUUGGAGCCACCCAGUUUUACUCCUGUGUUCUGCUCAUUCAGAGCUGUAGAUAGACCAAAGGCAUGCCAUUACAUUGUCAGAAACAAUGAAGAUGAGGUGGAUUUAUAUGAAGAAGAAGUCUCGACAUCCAUGAGUCUGGACGCUUUGGGUGAUUCCAUUGCAAUGGAUCACUUGCAUUGUAUGGCUGGGACGAAUUCUGAAGUUGAUUUUGGGGCAGUCGGGAUUGAUAAUCCCCCUUCUUGGAGUGUGUUUUUGGCAGAUGAAGCAGGUAACCCACAGUGUGUUCAGCUUUCAGAAGUUCCUGACGUCGAAGGGUUGCCCUUAUCUCCCAACUCCCAGGAACCUCACAAGUCUGCUUACAAGUACUUAUUGAAAUUGAUUGCAGCACUGAAACAUGAGCUCCAAAGAAGGGAUGCUGAGAGUAGGAAUCGUAUGCAUGAGUUGAUAAAACAGAUGGAAUCAAGAAAGACUGUUGCUUAUCCUGGAGAAGAACACAGGAUUGAAGUUGACAAAAAUUCUAACCCUGACGGGACUGAAGUUGUGGAGAAAAGUUCCACCUUCACCCCAACUGGCUCUCUUAAAGCAGAGGGGAGUGCAGAGCAAGAAGCAUAUGAAUCGAGGUCUAGUUAUAAAAGAGCUGCUCCUCAUCAUGCUUCUAAACAGAUAAUAACAUAUAAGAGAGUCCGAAGUCGGGCUGGUCCAAAGAACUAGGUUCAUUGGGAAGACGCUUGGUCUGGAGGCUUCUACCUUAAACUUCAAGUGUUUCACUGAGAAAGAGAAUCUUUUUCAAAUGAUGUGACAGAGACGACGAUAUUAACUCCCUAGAAAUGGGUAUGCCAGCCUGGACAAUGAGAAUUCCUACAAGAACAGAGAGUUUAAGCAACAACUUGCAAUGGAACUAUGCAGCUCUGCUGUAUGAAAUCGCCCCUUUUAACAGCUUUCUGGAAGAGCGGUCAGCAGUUCAGCUUACUUCAGUGCAACCCUGGAGAUGGGGAUUUCAAGCUGCCGGGUUGAUGUCAAAGGCCUCACGGACUUUAUCAGUGCCCGUGCCCGAGUUGGCCUUCAAACUUAACUUAGGAAGCACGGGUUGCUAAGCGGAGCUUGAUACGCGACUUGCCGCUUGUGUGAGGAAAGACAUGCCAGUCGGAGAUGGCUUGGAGCGGUUCACUCACAAUUGGGUGCGACAAAUGAGGAAGGAUUGUUGGAACAGUGCACACUCGAGGUCAACCAGUUCCGCUCUCUUGUGCAGUGCAGAGCUUCUGCUCUCACAAGCUUACGCAGGAAUCAACUGGCUUGGCGAUUCUGUCCGUUGCACACUGUCGCUCUCCAUUUAGCGACUCUUUUUUUGUUGGGAAUGAAUAUCUAUUACCUUGACGAUAGUUAUGUUGUAUCGCAAUAGUAAAUGUGCAAUUUGCGUCAGAAUUGGCUUAAAAGCAAGCUAGCUGAUGAAGAGCGAAUAUACGAAUGAGAUAAUUUCUUUUGAUUC
This is a messenger RNA of Syzygium oleosum, 3289 nucleotides long. RefSeq names its product serine/threonine-protein phosphatase 7-like. The coding region runs from base 241 to 2514 and encodes 757 amino acids. Gene Ontology annotation, molecular function: protein serine/threonine phosphatase activity. The record is from RefSeq and is a predicted model, not a curated record. Lineage: Eukaryota; Viridiplantae; Streptophyta; Magnoliopsida; Myrtales; Myrtaceae. The transcript has 12 exons. Gene Ontology annotation, cellular component: nucleus; cytosol.